CAGUGUCAGUUUAGUUCAGCAGCAGUCAGUCAGUCAGUGCAGUGGUGAGAGAGAAAAAGUUGAGUCGACAAAUUUGUGAAGUGAAAAAAGUGAAUUUUCUACUGCGUUCGAGUUUGGUUCGUGCGAAGAAAAACCUGCUUCCUCGAGUUGUGGAUUACACGAACCGACUAGCGGCCAGGGUCGGCUUUAGAGACGAGAAAACUUCUAAACAAUUCUUGUUGAUUGAUCGGCCAGGAUGGCGACCAGGAAAAAGGUCCUACUGAAGGUGAUCAUCCUCGGCGACAGCAGCGUCGGCAAGACUUCGCUGAUGAACCAGUACGUGAACAAGCGCUUCUCGAACCAAUACAAGGCCACGAUCGGGGCGGACUUUCUCACCAAGGAGGUGGUCAUCGACGAUCGGGUCGUCACGAUGCAGAUUUGGGACACGGCCGGUCAGGAGCGUUUCCAGUCGCUCGGAGUGGCGUUCUACCGCGGGGCGGACUGCUGCGUGCUGGUGUACGAUACGACCGCGCCGAACACCUUCAAGAAUCUCGACUCGUGGCGGGACGAGUUUCUGAUCCAGGCGAGCCCGCGCGACCCGGACCACUUUCCGUUCGUAGUGCUCGGCAACAAGAUCGAUCUGGAGAAUCGUGCGGUGUCAACGAAGCGUGCCCAGCAGUGGUGCCAGGCCAAAAAUGAUAUUCCCUACUUUGAGACGUCGGCCAAGGAAGGCAUCAACGUAGAUCUUGCGUUCCAGACGAUUGCCAAAAACGCGUUAGCCCAGGAGAGUGAGGUCGAACUCUACAACGAGUUCCCGGACCAGAUCAAGCUGAACGCGGACCGCAACAACCGGCCCCGAAACGGUGACAACUGCUCGUGCUAACUGCUACUAAAUAGGUAAAUUUCUAACAAAACAAAAAAAACUAUGAACUAAACAAGGAGAAGGAAGCAACAAUUGCGCUCGCGCGAUCGCGACAGGUACGACGAAAGCGCGGCAGGAUGAACAUCAGAUCAGAACGGGGACAGCCGCCAACUCGCAGUAGUUGAACGAUUGAUUUAUAUUUUUUUCAAUUUAAGAGUAAACACGUUUUGAAAAACAAUAUUGAAAGCAUAGAAAACCGUAAAGUAUGUAUAUUCAAUAGGGAACACCUUAUGCAACAUCGAGUUUUGCGCUUGACAGUGCGCUUUUCUGAAGCUUUCUUUCUAACAAAAAUAAACAAAUGCAUGCCAGAAGUUUUCAUGCAAUGGGCCUGGAACUAUUCUAUCUUUCACGUUGCAAGGAAAAACUCCAAUUAUGUUGAAACACAUUUAUUUACACUCUUCGAAACGGUAGAAUCAAUAAAAACAUUACAAAACAAUAUGAAUGAUGAUGUAUAGUUAUUAUUAAGUAUAUGUUUUGAUUGAGCAUCAAUGCAGCAGCAAAAUUUUGUUUAAAGGCUUAAAUCUGAUCCUGGGUAGGUAGAGAUGAUUUAGCGUGUAAUAGUGAAUCAAGUUUAACAAUUGUUUAUCUCACUACGAAGCUCUUUCGUUAGUUUAAAAAAAAUCGAAAGCACUCGGUACAACAAAAACAUAUUUUCACUGAAAUUCCAAUAUUACAGUUAGAUUCUGCUCGCUUUUGAUGCUUUAUAAUUAAAUUAUUGACUAAAAACAAGAAAAUGCUAUAGAAUCUAGCUAAUAAAUGAUACAAUACAAGCUAAAAAAAA
Molecule: messenger RNA, 1682 nt
Organism: Culex pipiens pallens (northern house mosquito)
Lineage: Eukaryota; Metazoa; Arthropoda; Insecta; Diptera; Culicidae
Gene: Rab7
Product: ras-related protein rab7
Exons: 5
Coding region: 236-862 (208 amino acids)
Biological process (GO): phagosome-lysosome fusion; endosome to lysosome transport
Cellular component (GO): phagocytic vesicle; lysosome; late endosome
Molecular function (GO): GTPase activity; GTP binding
Source: RefSeq, a predicted model, not a curated record